AAACGAACAAACCUCAAUUAUCUUGACAUAUCGAGAAACUCUAUUUGACAGUAUUCUAGUUUUGGGAAGUAAUUUUUCCAAAUAUAUAAAAAUUGGACGAAUUCGUUUAAGGAUAAGUUUCUCGUAAUCGUUUCCAUUAUGCCAGCAUAUCAUUCUCAAAUUAAAGAAUUUCCACAAGUAGUUGGAAAUUUGGCGAUAUUGCCAAUACGAACACAAUGUCGUGGCCCAGCCCCAUGCAGCAAUAUUGAAAAUGAUAUUAUCGAUGAGUCACUUUAUUUUUUCAAAGCUAAUGUAUUUUUUCGUACAUACGAGAUAAAGUCUGAGGUGGAUCGAGUGCUCAUAUACAUUACUCUUUAUAUUACCGAGUGUUUAAAGAAGCUGCAGAGAUGUUCAAAUAAGAAUCAGGCUUCUCAAGAAAUGUACAGCCUUGCAAUUUCAAAAUUUGAUAUACCUGGUGAUGCUGGAUUUCCUCUUAACGCAGUGUAUGCCAAACCUUUAACAAGUCAAGAUGCUGACUUAAUGCGACAAUACUUACUUCAACUUCGUCACGAAACUGGCAAUCGUGUAUGCGAAAAAGUAUUCAGUACUGAAGACGGCAAACCAAACAAGUGGUGGAUUUGUUUUGCAAAAAAAAAGUUUAUGGAAAAAUCUUUGUCUGGACCUGGUCAAUAAAAUUAAUUUAUAUUAAUAUAUCAAUUUAUUUCAUAUUAA
This is a messenger RNA of Teleopsis dalmanni, 711 nucleotides long. It is a transcript of the gene Arpc3A, whose product is annotated as actin-related protein 2/3 complex subunit 3. Lineage: Eukaryota; Metazoa; Arthropoda; Insecta; Diptera; Diopsidae. The transcript is spliced from 4 exons. The record is from RefSeq and is a predicted model, not a curated record. Gene Ontology annotation, cellular component: cytoskeleton; Arp2/3 protein complex. Gene Ontology annotation, biological process: regulation of actin filament polymerization; Arp2/3 complex-mediated actin nucleation. Gene Ontology annotation, molecular function: actin filament binding. Bases 139 to 672 code for a protein of 177 amino acids.